Rotaria sp. Silwood1 is the source of this 1220-nucleotide messenger RNA. The record is from the annotation of a GenBank genome assembly. Lineage: Eukaryota; Metazoa; Rotifera; Eurotatoria; Philodinida; Philodinidae.
UCGCGAAAUUUAUUUUGACUUUAUUGUAUGAAUGUAUCGAUUUGUUUUCGAGUCCGAUGUUUUAUGUACAAAUUGAUCAGAAAUCUCAAAAUUCUCUUGCAUUUUAAACGACAGAAAAAAUUAUUAUCAGCUCUGGCGCGAAAAAUGUUGACCCUUAAAAAUAGAACUUUUCUUUUCGAAAUCAGUCUGUACUACUGUUGAUAUAGGUAUAGACGAAACUCGCACAUAUGACAUCCAAAGCUUGAGAAUGUACAUUUGUGUGAAAUUUUAGAUUAAUGAAUUAUUCUUUUUGAUUUUCAUUACUAUUGUCAUACAUCAUCUUUACUACAAUCAAUGGCAUACGAACAGUUCCAAAAGCUUAUUUAUUAGGAACAACGUAUGAACUUGUAUCAGCAUCAAACAAAUUAUACAAAAUUGAUCCAUUAACUGGAGAAUUUACAAUAUUCACUCUUUUGAGUGAUUACAAACCUUAUGAUGUUACCUACGAUCUUAUUAAUAAGAUAUUCUAUGUUUUUGGUAGUGAAGAAACAAUAAGAAGAGAAUCAACGACGUCAUUGAUUUUGAUUAACCCAUUCAAUGGUACAAAACAUUAUCAAACAAUUAUCACAGAAAAUUAUGCUGAACUAUUUGGUUUACGUGUUGAUAGUAGUACAGGAAAAUUAUAUUCAUUACAAAUGACAGACACAGGAGAAAAUCCUGUGAGUAUUGUCCAGAUAGAUCCAAUUAAUUUUAAAGCUAAACGAUGGGUAAAUAUUACCAAAGCUAAUGGUGUGCAACCUGAUUCAAUGACAAUCUUUUAUAAUUUAACAAAUCAUCAAUACUUUGUGACAGUACCGUAUGGUAUCAAAGAUGUUCUUGUUGGUAUUGAUUUACAGAAAAGAAGAAUAAUAAGUCAAAUUUCAAAUUCUGAUUUACCAUCGUAUUUAUGUUAUGAUAAUAAAACGGAUGCUUUCUAUAGUAUGCAAAACUUUAAGAGUAAGCGUGGCUGUCGUUUAGUACGUUUAAAUCCUUAUAAUGGCACCAUGGACGUUUUAUCCCAUGAUUUUAAUAAUUACGAACCAUCGACUGGAAAUUGUUAUGGAGGAUAUUAUUUUACAAUGAUUAUUCUGAAUGUAGAAAUACAGAAAAUACUAACAUUUGAUUUAAACAAUAAUGGAAAAUUAAUAGCGAAUAAACCAGCACAAGAAUAUUUAAAUGCUUUAGCACUUAUUCCAAUUUAG